Molecule: messenger RNA, 2037 nt
Organism: Seminavis robusta
Lineage: Eukaryota; Bacillariophyta; Bacillariophyceae; Naviculales; Naviculaceae
Source: the annotation of a GenBank genome assembly
AUGAAGAAAAUGGCCACGAUGAGCAACUCCAGCAGACAAAGCUGUACCAGUACACGGAUGCCAGCAUCUCUAUGGAUCGUAUCCGCAUUGCUGCUAUUAUCAGAACAAACUUCCACGUGUUGUGCCUUUCUUUCCAGAGUUCCUUUCUUCCAUCAGCAUUCCACUACUACGACCUUCUCUUCUCCAAGACCAUCUUCCUUAUUCCUCACACCUGCUCACAUUGACAGUGCCGAUCAUGUUCUCAAUACGUUUGCCCAACCCAAUGCCAUCAUUUUGGAUGUUCGGUCUCAACCAGAAAUUGAUUGCCAAGGACUGAUACAUACCCAUCGACCAUGGUUGCAGACAAGUUGUACACCCAUGGAAUGUCCCAGUCUAUCAGGAGUGGCACGGACCAUGUUUCCAGAUAAGAAUAUCCCCAUUAUUGUCCACUGCUCUUCCGGAAUGAGAGCUGCCAAGGCCAAGGAAGUACUCGAGACUAUGGGAUACACACAAGUCGUCAAUGCGGGAGCUUUUGAAGACUUGGGGUAUCUACAACUGGCGGCAGACAAGGCCAUGUCAGCUGCAGGGGCGGAAGAAACAACAGCAGUGACUGCACCAUCCAUAGCAUCGCGCAACAAGGAGCAACCAGAGCACACGACAACUGACCAUACUACGAGCACUGUAGUAAAGCCUGCCAGAAGCACGGGCCAACAAAAGCCAAACUUGCCCAUUGUGGAUGCCGUUUGUGUGGAAACAUCAACUACUGCAGCAGCACAAGACAAUUAUGGUCGUGGAAACACUGCAGGAUCAAGCAAUGACAAUGAAGAGCCAAGCGAGGCGACAAUUGUAGAUGAGUCGUCUUCACCAUUCGAAUGGAGUCAUCAUCGCAAGAGCAAUGCAGAUUCGGAGGCCGCAGAAGUCUUAUACUCCAGCAUGAACGAGCAACAACAACAUGACUCCCUUCCAGAUGCUGUAUACUCAAACUCCAAAUUCAAUCCAAACGGUUUCGCGCGAAGGGGUGAAAGGGUGAAUCAAAUGGAAUCAAUCAUGGAUUGGUCGGAAAUUGCGGCAAAAUCCAAGGCGGAUGCCUCUUCUACAUCAUCAGUACCCUGGGACAAUUGUUUCAAUGAAUUCGAUGCAGCGAGCAGAAAUUAUGGUGUUCAGCAGCCAGCUCGAGUGGAAGAACCCGUUGAUACGGGCUUCUUUUCAGACUCACUCCAACAGCCUUACUCCAAUGGUGCCGACACAACAAACAACUGGAACUCUCCUGUUCAGGGACACCAGCAGCCAUCCGCAGCUGGUAAACACAACAUGGAUCAGCCCAUUAAUUGGCAAAUGGACCAGCCAGUCGAUCCCACAGUCAUCUUUGUCGACUCAAAUCAACCAACUGACAGUUAUUCCAAUGGUGCAACCAACAGAAACGAUCACUAUCAGGAAUGGCCCCAGCAGCCAUCCACAGUGAAUGGCUUUGGUAGACACAUUGUGGAACCAGUUGAUCCCACGGCCAACUUUAAGCAUUCUUCUUUUCAAUCCACUGAUACUUAUUCCAAUGGUGACACGAGACAUGACACUACCAGCUGGGACUCUCAUGUUCAGGGACACCAACAGCCAUCCGCAGCUGGUAGACACAUGGAUCAGCCCAUGGAUUGGCAAAUGGACCAGCCAGUCGAUCCCACAGUCAUCUUUGUCGACUCAAAUCAACCUACUGACAGUUAUGCUAAUGGUGCCCACACAACCAACAGAAACGAUCACUUUUGGGGGCACCAGCAGCCAUCAGCAGCGGAUAGAAACAUGGACCAGCCCAUUGACUCUACAGUCAACUUUAUGGAUUCACUACAACCCAAUACUUAUGAUGUGGUAACGCCGUCUCCCAAUGGAGGAACCAACGCCCCGGAUGACCCAAAUGAUUUCUUUUUUGAAUCUCUAGAGCCAUCCAUAUUUGACGAGUCCUAUCACGGAGAACGGGAUCUGGCAAGUGAUAGGCCGAAUUCACCGGAUGAUCCCGACCGUUUCUUUUAUACGCCUCAGUCAGCAACAGCGAGUGGCAGCGGUUUCUGA